GGUGGAUUCUCCUGUUAUUGCUGUUGUUAGUCACAUCCAGAGUGACCAACUGGAAGUUUGAAGUGGCUUGUUAAUGGAAAAGAGAAGAAUCCUGCAGGGAUCUCGAAUGGAAUCCUGGUGUUUGUAUAAUUCAUUUCAAAAAAGGGCUGUAGAGAACAGGGGGCUUCUAGUUAUCUGCAAUUUACUGAUUGGACCAAACUGCAGUUAGAGAACCAGCUUAAAGGGGAUCAGAGUGACUUAACCAGAUGGAUAAAUUCAUCUAUUAAUAUACAUUGAACAAUCAAUGUGAAAUUAUAUAUAAAUGAAAGAAUUGAAUUGAUAAAAGAUGGUUAGAUAGGAUGGCUGGAUAGAUAUGAUUCCAUUCUUUUAGAACUAAGUGCUAUGAGACAGUCCCGGGAGUCCAUUCAGCCCUCAGAUCAUUUCACUGAGGACUGUGACUUGGAGUUGAUGAACCAUCCAAAAAGCCGUGUUUGUAUUACAUUCCCAGCCCAUCUACCAAAGCACAGCUCAUACUGAGCCAGAGGAUCUGCUGUCUUUCAAUCAUAGGGGUGUUGCACCAUCGAGUGGAACAUUUACCUUGGUGGAAUAUGUGCGUUUCCCUUUUUGGAUGCAAAUGAUGGCAGUGUUCUGGGGACCAAACUGGAGACAGAGGGAUGGGGAAUCAACCAGGUUAAAGUGGGGAUUGUGUGUUAAGGGCUUUGGAACUUUUUAUUGUGGCUCAGGCUUGAGAUAAAACAUGCUGUAGUCACUGUUGACUGGGAUGGUGUUCAAUUACCUGUCUGAGCAGAAAACAUGUAGAUACAAUCACAAUGCAGAAAGGCUGUUCACCAGCUGAACUGACACACCAGCACAGUCAUACGAGAGGGACCAUUCAGAUAGAGCCAGCAGGGAGGAAUGGAGCUGACGGAUUGACGGGGAGAUUUCAGUAACACCUGGUGGGGACCUCAGACCCCGAACAACAUGUUUCCUGCGUUUACACCUACCGGGCAACAGCUCCGAAUAUGCGAAUGAUUAACGGCUGCCAUCUUUAUAGGGGGCAAUGUGCAGCAGUGCGCCUGUGCAGUGGCCAUCUUUAUAGGGGGCAAUGUGCAGCAGUGCGCCUGUGCAGUGGCCAUCUUUAUAGGGGACAAUGUGCAGCAGUCCACACGUGUGCCCCAACAGGAUUGGGAAACAGGAAGAAAAAUUGUGAAUUUCUAUCCUGAACUGAUAGUGAUGGAUUUUGAAAAUUCCUUUUGAUGAGGUUAGAAGGGGAGGAGUUGCAGACAGGAAACUGUUCUGAAGAAAAGUUAUGUAAAUGCAAAACAUUAACUCUGUUUCUCUGUCCACAGAUGCUGCCAAACCUGCUGAGUUUUUCCAGCAUUUUCUUUCUUAAGAACUAAAAUCUUUUCCUCUUGUGAUAUUUUACUGGAGACAUGUUGGAUUCUAGAAGGUGAGGAUUUGCAGUGGGAAACUCAAACCAAACAUCACAUCAGGAUCUGACAGAGUCACCCAAUUUAUCAUUACCUGAAUAUCAUCGGAUUUUGAACAUGAAAGAAAAAAGCACCGUUCACAGUGGGGAGAAACCGUACAUGUGUUCUGUGUAUGGACGAGGCUUCAGCCGAUCAUCUGGCCUCUCAAACCACAAGUGCAGUCAUGCUGGAGAAGAAUCAGGGAAAUGUGGGGACUGUGAGGAAGGAUUAUGUUACCAGUCAGGGCUAGAAACUCAUCAACACAGUCAGAUGGGGGAGAGGCCCUUCCCUUGCUCUGUAUGUGGGAAGAGAUUCACUCAUUCAUCCACCCUGCUGAAACACCAGCGUGUUCACACUGGGGAGAGGCCAUUCACCUGCGCCGAGUGUGGGAAGGGAUUCAUUCAGUCAUCCCACCUGAUGACACAUCAGCGAAUUCACACUGGGGAAAGACCUUUUGAAUGCCCAGACUGCAGGAAGUGCUACAAAAGUUCCUGGGAGCUGAUGUCCCAUCAACAUGUUCACACUGACGAGAGACCGUUCAGGUGCUCUCACUGCGGGAAUGGGUUCAGACGAUCAUCUCAACUCAUUGUACACCAGCGAAUUCACACGGGGGAGAGGCUGUUCAUAUGCUCGGAAUGUGGGAAGGGAUUCACUCAAUCAUCCCACCUCAUAGCGCACAAGCGCAUUCACACUGGGGAGAGGCCAUUCAUCUGCUCCGAGUGUGGGAAGGGAUUUGCUCAGUCGUCCACCCUGCUGACACACCAGCGGGUUCACACUGAUGAGAGACCUUUUAAAUGUCCAGACUGUGGGAAGUGCUAUAAAAGUUUUGGGGAACUUAUGUCCCAUAAACGUGUUCAUACUGAGGAGAGACCAUUUAAGUGCCCAGACUGUAGGAAGUGCUAUAAAAGUUCCAAGGAACUGGUGUCCCAUCAGCGAGUUCACACUGGGGAGAGACCUUUCAAAUGCCCAGACUGUGAGAAAUGCUAUAAAAGCUCGGGGGAACUGCUGUGCCACCAACGUGUUCACACUGAUGAGAGACCGUUCAGGUGCUCUCACUGUGGGACUGGUUUCAGGCGAUCAUCUCAACUCACUGUACACCAGCGCAUUCACACUGGAGAGAGGCCGUUCUGCUGCAGUGUGUGUGGGAAGAGAUUCAUUGAGUCAUCCCACCUCAUGGCACACCAGCGAGUUCACACUGGGGCGAGACCUUUUAAAUGCGCAGACUGUGAGAAGUGCUUUAAAAGUUCCGGGGAACUGAUGUGCCAUCAACGUGUCCACACUGAUGAGAAACCAUUCAGGUGUUGUUACUGCAGGACUGGGUUCAGGCGAUCGUCUCAACUCACUGUACACCAGCGAAUUCACACUGGAGAGAAGCCUUUCACCUGCAUUGAGUGUGGGAAGGGAUUCACUCAGUCAUCCCACCUGCAGACUCACCAGCGAGUUCACAAGUGACUGCAGGAGUUGUAUUUUGGUGUUAAUCUGAUCCAGGAUGCAAACAUGUUCAUUGGGGCUUUUUCUGUCUGAUGUUAAUGAACUCCAGCCCAGUAAUAGAUGUUAAUAUUCUGGAUAAACAUCAAAUAAAUCAGCUUUGUAUCAAA
This is a messenger RNA of Carcharodon carcharias (great white shark), 3046 nucleotides long. RefSeq names its product zinc finger protein 84-like. The transcript has 3 exons. The record is from RefSeq and is a predicted model, not a curated record. Lineage: Eukaryota; Metazoa; Chordata; Chondrichthyes; Lamniformes; Lamnidae. The coding region runs from base 1527 to 2900 and encodes 457 amino acids.